GCGCCGGAGCGGGCGCCGAUCGGCGCCGCGGGGGUUUGGCGGCGGCGGGAGCGGCGGCGAUGGAUCUGUUCGGGGACCUGCCCGAGCCCGGCGGCGCCGCGGGGAAAGAUGUCCAGAAAGGGCCUCUGCUCUUUGAGGAUCUCCCGCCAUCCAGCAGUGCCGACUCAGGAAAAGGAGGCUCUUUGCUCUUUGAUGAUCUCCCACCAGCCAGCAGUGGUGACCCAGCCUCCAGUGCUACUGAGCAAGUCUCAUCAGCAGGGAGCCAAGAGAAAGGGCAGAAGAGAAAGUCCUUGGAGGAGGAGGAGGAAGAGAAGAAUGGCAGGGAAGAACUUGUGGAAAAGAAAGUUUGUAAAGGAUCAGUGGACGUUCUUGGACUGAAGGGUUACGUGGCAGAGAGAAAAGGUGAGAGAGAAGACAUGCAGGAUGCACAUGUCAUCCUAAAUGAUAUCACCGAGGAAUGCCGGCCUCUGCCCUCCCAAAUCACACGUGUCUCGUACUUUGCUGUUUUUGAUGGCCAUGGGGGAGUCCGAGCCUCGAAAUUUGCAGCACAGAAUCUGCACCAAAACCUGAUUAAGAAAUUUCCUAAAGGUGAGGUGGUCAGCGUGGAGAAAACUGUGAAGAGAUGCCUUUUGGACGCCUUCAAACACACAGAUGAAGAGUUUCUAAAACAGGCAUCCAGCCAGAAGCCAGCUUGGAAGGAUGGCUCCACAGCUACUUGUGUCUUAGCUGUCGACAAUGUUCUCUACAUAGCCAACCUCGGGGACAGCCGGGCGAUUCUGUGUCGUUACAAUGAAGAGAGUCAGAAACACACAGCCUUAAGCCUCAGUAAAGAGCACAAUCCCACCCAAUAUGAGGAGCGUAUGCGGAUACAGAAAGCUGGGGGCAAUGUCAGGGACGGAAGAGUCCUAGGAGUGCUGGAGGUUUCCCGCUCCAUUGGGGACGGCCAGUACAAACGCUGCGGUGUUAUCUCUGUGCCAGAUAUCAAACGCUGCCAACUCACACACAACGACAGGUUCAUUCUGAUAGCAUGUGAUGGCCUCUUUAAAGUCUUUACACCAGAAGAAGCUGUGAACUUCAUUGUGUCCUGCCUGGAGGAUAAGAACAUCCAGAUGAGAGAAGGGAAGCUGGAAGCAGACGCUCGAUACGAAGCUGCGUGUAACAGACUGGCCAACAAGGCAGUGCAGCGAGGCUCGGCCGACAACGUCACGGUCAUGGUGGUCCGGAUAGAGCACUGAGGGAUGAGGUGCGGCGCAUGUAAGGAAAGGGAGAGGUCUGUCUGUGUGCAUAUGUGGCCGAGGGAGGGAGGGUCCCGCUCUUCAGUGUAAAUAAAGUUGGGUUUUUUUCUAAUAGUCUUAGCUCA
This is a messenger RNA of Neopelma chrysocephalum (saffron-crested tyrant-manakin), 1360 nucleotides long. RefSeq names its product ILK associated serine/threonine phosphatase (gene ILKAP). The record is from RefSeq and is a predicted model, not a curated record. NCBI's taxonomy places the organism in Eukaryota, Metazoa, Chordata, Aves, Passeriformes, Pipridae. The transcript has 12 exons. Bases 60 to 1235 code for a protein of 391 amino acids. Gene Ontology annotation, biological process: protein dephosphorylation. Gene Ontology annotation, molecular function: protein serine/threonine phosphatase activity; cation binding.